AUGGAACCAAUGAAGCCACACAUCCCUCCGUUAAACAUAUCGAAAUCCAACUCCAAUCUACAGGACUCCCACGAGCACAGCAAUACACAGAGUCGAUUCUACACCACCUGGGGCUCAUCUGAGAUGACGCCUCCCUUAACACCACACACCCAAGAGACAAAUAUGGAACCCAUGGAGGCACCGAGGCCUGUCUUCCACAACUACCUAAGAGCCUUCUAUCCUUUUCACCCGGCCGGCGAUGUCUCCCCGUCCACCGUUACUCUGCCCCUGGAACAGGGCGAUAUCAUCUUGGUCCAUUCCGUUCACACCAAUGGCUGGGCCGAUGGUACUUUAUUAGAUUCCGGGUAUCGAGGCUGGCUCCCCACGAAUUACUGCGAGGCGUACGACCAACAGCCGAUGCGUCCCUUGUUGAAGGCCUUGACUGAUUUCUGGGAUAUCAUUCGAGGAGGAUGCGGGUCAUCACUAAAAGAUUUCGGAAACCAGGAUCUCAUGAGAGGUCCCAUAGCGGGCGUCCGGUUUUUGCUGGAAAAAUGCGAAUGUCUGAAGAGAGAGUCUGCCCUGGUACAGAGAUAUGAUGGACUUCGCCGACUCCGCAAGGCUUUGCUGUCUGACCUUUCUUCGCUGGUGAAAGCAGCGAAGAAGCUCCAGGAAGCGGCGAACGGGAGCCCAUCCGAAGAUGAGGUCGAACACAUCUUGGAUGAGAUGCUUCUCAAGGCGUUCAAAAUCGUCACUCGUGGAGUUCGCUUCCUCGACGUAUGGAAUGAAGAGGUCGGCCUGAGCAGGACUAUCGCCGGCAUGGAUGGACCAGCCGACGGCCAGAAUGAUCUACCGCCAACCCCGGCUUCCGAGAACUUCAACAUUGGCGAAGACGACUGCCCCGAAAGAAAUGAGUCCCGAAUGCUGGAAUCCCGACAGAUGGAAUCAAGGCAAACGACGCGGAGCCGCAUGGAUAUGAGCCGAAUGUCAAUGAAUAUGAGCCGACUGUCGAUGCGCACCGACAUGAUGGACCCCCCGCCCAGACCGAUCUCUGUCUCCGCCAAGAGAGUCUCUGUCUCGCAUCGCAUGUCAGUGUCCGGUCCCUCGGCUGCGAUCUGUGCGCAGAACUUGGCAUCCGAGCGACUUGGCACAACAUACGAUGGGUUCCUCGGCGUCCUCGGCUCGUUCAUUGGGCUUCAUAUGCAGUCUCGCUCCUCGACCGAGCUUGUUGCGACGACCCAACAGGCUAUGCAAUCUUGCAGAGCUUUCCUCAACGUCGUGGAGGCUGUCUGUGCGCACGACACUCAGCGUAGUGUGUUGCUCGACCAGGCACGCGACUCGAUGGUCGAGAGGCUGUCGCAACUUGUCCACGCCGCCCGCGACGUUUCCUGCCCUUCGAAUCUCCCCGAAGAUGACAUGGUAUAUAUGCCGGACGAUGGAAAACAACUAGUCGAAGCUGCGACGCUGUGUGUUCGCGCUGCUGGUAACUGCCUGGCCAAGGCACGUUUGGUCCUGGAACAAAUUGGAGACAUGGAGCUUGAGCCUGAGAAUGACGGCGCUGGACAGGAGCCCAUGGACUCCGAACACUCAGAGACUCCCGUCGCAGAAUAUGAGCGUCGUCUCCCACCUCCUCCCAUUCAAAUUCCCAGCACAACCUACUCUCCCCCUACACCUGCUCUCACCGACGCCACUACACCCUCUUCAUUCCAGUCUCACAUGGCUCACUCCCCUGCCAAUCACUCUGCUCUCUCAUCUAUUCCCAACUCGGCUGUCCUCCCGACACACCUGGAGAACAUCUCCUCCUUCUCUUCCACCGACAGUGGCUACCGCGAAUCUCACAAAUCCGACAUGGGUGAGUCAUUUGGACGCGGUAUCACUUCCAACGGCAGCAGCUUUACAUACCACAGCCGCGCUCGCGACUCCGAGAUGAGUGGUCUUUCGCAAACCUCGACGCGGGCUACCUCCCCCGAUAUUGGCGGUAGCUUCCAAGGCAGUUUCAAGGUUCCCUCGCUGAAGGAGAGUGUCAGCUACUCUACUCUCGCGGAAGAGAACGAGGAGACGGAGGCCAACAUUCUUGCGAAGACCUAUGCUCAUGAGCUCAUCUAUAAGGAAGGCUCGGUCAUGGGCGGUAGCCUUCGUGCUCUCAUCGAGAAAUUGACCGCUCAUCAAUCGACACCUGACGCUUUGUUCGUGUCAACCUUCUACCUCACUUUCCGUCUCUUCGCUAGUCCACUCGAGUUCGCCGAAGCUCUUGCCGCUCGUUUUGAGUACAUUGGUGAUACCCCCCACGCUGCCGGUCCCGUCCGUCUUCGUGUCUAUAAUAUCUUCAAGGGCUGGCUCGAGUCUCACUGGCGCCAUGAUCGCGACAACAUCGCUCUGGAAUUCAUCGUCCAUUUUGCUAGGACAAAACUUGCAGCUGAUCUUCCUACUGCUGGUAAGCGUUUGCUUGACCUGGCAGAGAAGGUGUCAGCUGUUGGUGGUCCUGUUGUGCCGCGUCUGGUCUCUUCUAUGGGAAAAACUAAUACCUCGAUUGCCCAAUACAUCCACCCCGAUACUCCCCUCCCCCCUCCUGUCCUUGGCAAGAAGGAGCACAACUUGCUGAAGCAAUGGAAGAACAACGAGGCCUCCAUCACCAUUUUGGACUUCGACCCCCUUGAGCUCGCCCGUCAAUUGACAAUCAAGGAAUCGCGUAUUUUCUGCGCCAUUCUUCCGGAAGAGCUUCUUGACACUGAAUGGACCCGAAAGUCUGGCUCAUUGGCUGUGAACGUCCGUGCCAUGUCCACUCUAUCAACGGACCUCGCGCAUCUCGUUGCCGACUCCAUUUUGUGCCUCGAGGAGCCCAAGAAACGUGCUACUACCAUCAAGCACUGGGUUAAGAUUGCUGGGAAGUGCCUGGAGCUGAACAACUAUGAUUCCCUCAUGGCGAUAAUUUGCUCCUUGAAUUUGUCGAUGAUCUCGCGCCUGAAGAAGACCUGGGACAUCGUCUCCCAAAAGACCAAGACUUCCCUCGAGCACCUUCGCGGCAUCGUUGAUGUCUCCCGCAACUAUGCGGUUCUCCGCCAACGUCUUCAAAACCAUGUGCCCCCCUGUCUCCCCUUCGUCGGCACCUACCUUACCGAUCUUACCUUUGUCGACCACGGCAACCAGUCUUUGCGCACACUCUGCACCGACGAGAGUGAGAUGGACGUGAUCAAUUUUGACAAGCACAUGAAGACAGCACGUAUCAUCAGCGAACUCCAGCGAUUCCAGAUCCCCUACCGCCUCACCGAAGUUCCUGAACUUCAGGCAUGGAUGCAAAAUGAGCUAGUGCGCGUGCGUUCCAACGGCGACGAGACAACCAGCCAACUCUUCUAUCGCCGCUCAUUGGUUCUUGAACCCAGAGAACAAUCUCGCAGUGCAAACACCCUGCACUCUCAGGACUCAAGUCCUCCCUCUAUCCUUGACAACGCCAAGGACAAGUUUGACUUCCUUUCCUGGACCAACCAAGGCAAAGUCAAGUCUGUGCCGACCCAUGGCUAA
Penicillium olsonii is the source of this 3495-nucleotide messenger RNA. The record is from the annotation of a GenBank genome assembly. NCBI's taxonomy places the organism in Eukaryota, Fungi, Ascomycota, Eurotiomycetes, Eurotiales, Aspergillaceae.